ACUUACCACCAGGAUCACUGAGCUGCUGAGCGGAGAGGUUCCUAUAAGGUGUCGGGAUGUCGCUGUCUAUUUCUCCAUGGAGGAGUGGGAGUAUUUUGAAGAACACAAGGAUCUGUACAAGGACGCCAUGAUGGAGAAUCACCAGUCCCUCACAUCACCGGAUGGAUCCAGUCAGAGAAAUCCACCAGAGAGAUGUCCCAGUCCUCAGUAUUCCCAGGACUGUCCAGAGGAGAAACCGAAUAUCCCACUGGAUCAUCAGGAAAGUUCUGGCGAAACGACGAGUGGACUUGAAAAACCCAUCUCAGUGUCUGUGAAAGUGGAAGACUGGAUGAACGACUCUUAUGGACAUCUCCAUUUAUCUUCCUAUCAUGAAGCAGAAGAUAACAAUACCACACAAGAUGAUUCAAUAACUCCUAAUGUAACCUCAGUCCUUCACAGCAGAGAUCUAUCCACUAAUACUGCUGGUCACAAGAAACCUUCAUCUAAGCAAUUACUGAUUGGCAAAUCAAGAACUAAACAGAAAUGUGGCAAUAUUUUUUCUAGAGAGAGCAACUGCAGAGAUAAUGGUUCAUUUUCAUGCUUGACAUGUGGAAAAUCUUUUAGCAUGAAAUCCAUUCUAGUUAGACAUCAGAGAACUCACAUAGGGGAGAAACCGUAUUCAUGUCCUGAAUGUGGAAAAUGCCUUAACAAUCAAUCAAGUUUUAUUCGGCAUCAGAGAACUCAUACAGGGGAGAAGCCAUUUUCAUGUCUUGAAUGUGGAAAGUGCUUUAGUCAGAAAUCCAUUUUAGUUACACAUCAGAGAACUCACACAGGGGAGAAUCCAUAUUCAUGUCCUGAAUGUGGGAAAGGCUUUAACGAUCAAUCAAAUUUUAUUCGGCAUCAGAGAACUCAUACAGGGGAGAAGUCAUUUUCAUGUCUUGAAUGUGGAAAAUCUUUUAGCAUGAAAGCCAUUCUAAUUAGACAUCAGAGAACUCACACAGGGGAGAAGCCAUAUUCAUGCCCAGAAUGUGGGAAAUCUUUUAGUGUGAAAAUGUGUCUUAUUAGACAUCAGAGAACUCACACAGGGGAGAAGCCAUAUUCAUGCACAGAAUGUGGGAAAUCUUUUAGUCUGAAAACGGGUCUUGUUAGACAUCAGAGAACUCACACGGGGGAGAAUUCGUAUUUGUGUCCUGAAUGUGGGAAAGGCUUUAGCAAUCAAUCAAGUUGUAAUCGGCAUCAAAGAACUCAUACAGGGGAGAAACCAUUUUCAUGUCUUGAAUGUGGAAAGUGCUUUAGUCAGAAAUCCAUUCUAGUUACACAUCAGAGAACUCACACAGGGGAGAAUCCAUAUUCAUGUCCUGAAUGUGGGAAAGGCUUUAACAAUCAAUCAAGUUGUAUUCGGCAUCAGAGAACUCAUACAGGGGAGAAGCCAUUUUCAUGUCUUGAAUGUGGAAAGUGCUUUAGUCAGAAAUCUAUUCUAGUUUCACAUCGGAGAACUCACACAGGGGAGAAUCCAUAUUCAUGUCCUGAAUGUGGGAAAGGCUUUAAUAAACAAUCAAAUUUUGUUCGGCAUCAGAGAACUCACACAGGGGAGAAGCCAUGUAUGUGUCGUGAAUGUGGUAAGUAUUUUGGUGCGAAAUCAAUGCUUAUAAAACAUGUAAUAAGUCACAUAGGAGAGAAGCCAUUUUCAUCUUUAGAAUGUGUGAAACCUUUUAGCCAGAAAUCACAUGUUGAAGAACAUGAAAAACUCAACUUAGAGGAGAACCCUCUCCUUUCAUGUUCACAAUGUGGGAAAUGCUUUAAGACUCAAACAAAUUUUAUUCGGCAUCAGAGAACUCACACAGGAGAGAAGCCAUUUGUGUGUCCUGAAUGUGGGAAGUGUUUUGAUGUGAAGUCAUUUCUUAUAAGACAUCAAAGAAUUCACAUAGGAGAGAAGCCAUUUUCAUGUUCAGAAUGUGGGAAAUGUUUUAGUAAGAAAUCAAAUCUUGUUAGACAUCAGAGAACUCACACAGGGGUGAAGCCGUUUUCAUGUUCAGAAUGAGGGAAAUGUUUUAAUAGUCAAUCAAAUUUUUCUAAGCCAUUUGUGUGUCCUGAAUGUGGGAAGUGUUUUGAUGUGAAGUCAUUUCUUAUACGACAUCUAAGAAUUCACAUAGGAGAGAAGCCAUUUUCAUGUUCAGAAUGUGGGAAAUGUUUUAGUAAGAAAUCAAAUCUUGAUAGACAUUAGAGAUCUCAUACAGGAGAGAA
Molecule: messenger RNA, 2223 nt
Organism: Bufo gargarizans (Asiatic toad)
Lineage: Eukaryota; Metazoa; Chordata; Amphibia; Anura; Bufonidae
Product: oocyte zinc finger protein XlCOF22-like
Exons: 5
Coding region: 77-2020 (647 amino acids)
Biological process (GO): regulation of transcription by RNA polymerase II
Molecular function (GO): RNA polymerase II cis-regulatory region sequence-specific DNA binding; DNA-binding transcription factor activity, RNA polymerase II-specific
Source: RefSeq, a predicted model, not a curated record